AUGAAGUUCUUCGCUGCUGUCCUUGCUUUUGCCGCUGUGGCAGUUGCUUACCCCUCGGUGCCUGAGCAUAAUGCUCCCGUCAAGCGCCAGAACAUCGUCACCAAUAUUGACGUCUCCGUCCCGGCCAUGACCGACUCCCAAGGGAACGUUGUUCCGUUCGACGCCACUAAGGUGUACCUGGCCGCGAAGGCAAAUGGUCUUUAA
Molecule: messenger RNA, 204 nt
Organism: Thermochaetoides thermophila DSM 1495
Lineage: Eukaryota; Fungi; Ascomycota; Sordariomycetes; Sordariales; Chaetomiaceae
Exons: 2
Coding region: 1-204 (67 amino acids)
Source: RefSeq, a predicted model, not a curated record